Molecule: messenger RNA, 2451 nt
Organism: Pipistrellus kuhlii (Kuhl's pipistrelle)
Lineage: Eukaryota; Metazoa; Chordata; Mammalia; Chiroptera; Vespertilionidae
Gene: FSCB
Product: fibrous sheath CABYR binding protein
Exons: 2
Coding region: 1-2451 (816 amino acids)
Biological process (GO): negative regulation of protein sumoylation
Cellular component (GO): sperm principal piece; sperm fibrous sheath
Molecular function (GO): calcium ion binding
Source: RefSeq, a predicted model, not a curated record
AUGGAAGGAAGUGAUAAACCUGAUCAGCCUAUCUCAGCAGGGAGGCAAGAAAUUCGAAAGAAAAGAAAACCUAGCCAACCAAUGGUAGACAAAUCCCAACAGACUGAAGUGUCAGAGAUAAAGAAGUACUUGCCUACACCACAAUCAGGUGGCCCCAAAGCUAACCUUAAUAUUAGUAAUAUUCCUGAAAGCAAAGUCAACUAUGAGUCUCUUAGAUUAUCUUCUCAGCUUCAGCAAACUUGGACAAAGAGAAAGCGUGUGCAAGAUAAGGCUGAUAAAUCCAUGCAGACAGACUUUACUACUGAAGAGAAAAAGAAAACCAAGCCAGGUGAUGCAACAGUGGUACCUAAAGAAAAGCCAGCUGCUGUUGGAGAAGCAGCUUCUGAAUUUCCAGAGAGUGUUCAUGAAGUAGAACUUCCACCAAGCAAACACUCAAAAUUAGAAAGAUCUGAGCAAACCAGUCAUACUGGAGACACAGACAAAGAACAGAAGAGCUCAGGUGAAUCAAAAAUAGUUGGCAGGCCAAGUGGUUCUUUUUCAAAGUCAAAAGAUAUUGUGCAGCAACGUAAAUCCUCAGGGAAGAUUUUAAUUACUGAGCAUCCUGCAUUUCAACCUGCAACAAGUAGCAAUGAGGAAAUUAGGAAGAAAAGUAUCACUAGAUCUUCAUUUAGUCAACAAAUAAAAGAAGAUAGGCCAGUACUUUUAGAUGGGCAUGACUUUGCAGUUGAAGUGCAGCCUCCCAUGGUAGAAAAGAUCUCUGCUAAAAUACAAUCUCCACCAACUGAGAAGACUACUGCAGAAGACAGCCCUGGUGAAUUUAAACCUCCACCAGCUGAGGAGGCUUCUGCAGAGGCCCCUGCUAAGGUAGAGCCUAUCCCUGUUGAAAAGUCUAUUUCAGAAGAACCUCCCUCUGAAGUUCAGCCUCCGAUAGUUGAAGAGGCCCCAGGUGAAAUUGAGCCUUCCCCAGUUGAAGAAGCUCCAACAGAGGAGGCCCCUGUGGAAAUUCAGUCUUUACCAGCUGAGGAAAUCCCUGUAGAAGUCCCUGCUAAACAAGUAUCUAGUCCUGCUGAAGAGGUUCUUUUAGAAGAGCCUUCUGCUGAUGUUAAGCCUCCAUCAACUAAAGAGUCUUCUAUACAGGAGGCCACAGGAUUUCAAUCUCCACCACCUGUAGAGGCCCCUGCAGAAAAGGCUCCUGUCAAAGCUGAGUCUCCACCAGCUGAGGAGGCCCCUGCAGAAAAGGCCCCGGUGAAAGUUCAGUCUCCACCAGCAGAGAAGGCCGUGGAAGAAGAGGCUAUACUUGAACUUCAAGCUCCGCCAGCUGAGGAGGCCCCUGCAGAAGAGGCUACACCUGAACUUCAAGCUCCGCCAGCUGAGGAGGCCUCUGCAGAAGAGGCUACACCUGAACUUCAAGCUCCGCCAGCUGAGGAGGCCUCUGCAGAAGAGGCUACACUUGAACUUCAAGCUCCGCCAGCUGAGGAGGCCCCUGCAGAAGAGGCUACACCUGAACUUCAAGCUCUGCCAGCUGAGGAGGCCCCUGCAGAAGAGGUCCCAGGUGAACUUCAAGCUCUGCCAGCUGAGGAGGCCCCUGCAGAAGAGGCCCCAGGUGAACUUCAAGCUCUGCCAGCUGAGGAGGCCCCUGCAGAAGAGGCCGCAGGUGAACUUCAAGCUCCACCAGCUGAGGAGGCCUCUGCAGAAGAGGCUACACCUGAACUUCAAGCUCUGCCAGCUGAGGAGGCCCCUGCAGAAGAGGUUCCAGGUGAACUUCAAGCUCCGCCAGCUGAGGAGGCCCUUGCAGAAGAGGCUACACCUGAACUUCAAGCUCCGCCAGCUGAGGAGGCCUCUGCAGAAGAGGCCGCAGUUGAAGUUAAAGCUCUGUCAGCUGAGGAGGCCCCUGCAGAAGAGGUUCCAGGUGAACUUCAAGCUCUGCCAGCUGAGGAGGCCCCUGCAGAAGAGGCCCCAGGUGAACUUCAAGCUCCACCAGCUGAGGAGGCCCCUGCAGAAGAGGCUACACCUGAACUUCAAGCUCCGCCAGCUGAGGAGGCCUCUGCAGAAGAGGCCGCAGUUGAAGUUAAAGCUCCACCAUCUGAUGAGGCCUCUGUAGAAGAUGCUACACCUGAACUUCAAGCUCCACCACCUGAUGAGGCCUCUGUAGAAGAAGUCUCUGCUGAACUUCAGUUUCCACCAACUGAAGAAACGACUUCAGAAGUUGUCGCUGCUAACAAAAAACGUGCAUCAUCUGAAGAGACCAUUAUUACACAUAGCUCUACAAAACUCUCCGAUGAUGAAGUUCAGCCUCCAACAUCUAAAAAACCUUCUGCAGAUGAGACUCUGGUAGAGAAUGUGUCUACUGAAUAUCAACCUUCCAAGACAAUAGAUGUUCCAGAAUCUGUGAUUGUAAAAGAGAAUCCAAAUUAUGAAGGGUCUUUACCAGUGAAUACUGUUCUUGAAUAG